Molecule: messenger RNA, 282 nt
Organism: Colletotrichum phormii
Lineage: Eukaryota; Fungi; Ascomycota; Sordariomycetes; Glomerellales; Glomerellaceae
Exons: 3
Coding region: 1-282 (93 amino acids)
Cellular component (GO): membrane
Molecular function (GO): transmembrane transporter activity
Source: RefSeq, a predicted model, not a curated record
AUGGCGGGCGACACCGUGGCUACCAGCGUCCGCGAGGAGCAAGUUACCAAUGCCAGUUGGUUGGACAAGUGGCGCUGGUACGAGCGCAAUACUUCCAAGGAAGAGAAAGUAUUGUUGCGCAAGCUUGAUUUCAUGAUCUUGACCUUUGGCUGCCUCACAUUCUUCACAAAGUUCCUCGACCUCCAAGCCUUCCAGAAUGCCUACGUUAGUGGAAUGAAGGAGGAUGUUGGUAUGCAAGGCAAUGACUUGCAAUACACCACUGGUGUCUUCCAAGCUGGUUAG